Oryza brachyantha (malo sina) is the source of this 2784-nucleotide messenger RNA. Its product is annotated as DEAD-box ATP-dependent RNA helicase 40. NCBI's taxonomy places the organism in Eukaryota, Viridiplantae, Streptophyta, Magnoliopsida, Poales, Poaceae. The transcript is spliced from 7 exons. The record is from RefSeq and is a predicted model, not a curated record. Gene Ontology annotation, molecular function: ATP binding; RNA binding; RNA helicase activity. Gene Ontology annotation, cellular component: ribonucleoprotein complex; cytoplasm; nucleus. The coding region runs from base 129 to 2543 and encodes 804 amino acids.
GAAAUUAGGGUUAGAAAAAAAAAAUACCCCGAAACCCUCGUCUUCCCCCUCUCCGGCGCCGCCCUCUCGCCGUCUUCAGGUUAAUCCGCGCUCCGGGACCGGAGACCGGGCCAGAUCCGCCGGCGGAGAUGUCGGCAGGGACCGCCCCGGGCACCGCCGCGCCGCGGUACGCGCCGGACGACCCCUCGCUCCCGAAGCCGUGGCGCGGGCUGGUCGACGGCACCACCGGCUACCUCUACUACUGGAACCCGGAGACCAACGUCACGCAGUACGAGAAGCCGCUGCCCCCCGUGGACCUUCUCCCGCCGCCGCCCCCGCUCCCGCCGCCGCCUCCCCGCUCCGGCCGCGGCGACCGCGACCGGGACCGCCGCGACCGCUCCCGAUCCCGCUCCCGCACCCCGCCACGGCGCGACCACAGGGACCGCGACCGCGACAGGGACCGGGACCGCGAUAGGCGCCACGACGACCACAACUCCUCCAGGUCGGCGCCGUCCCACCACCAUCCUGCUCCGGUCGCCGCCGCCGCCGAUGAUCCGUCCACCGAGGCGUACCGCCGCCGCCACGAGAUCACCGUUGUCGGGGACAACGUGCCACCUCCCAUAACUUCGUUUGAGUCCGGUGGCUUCCCACCGGAAAUCCUCAAGGAGAUCCAACGUGCUGGAUUCUCAAGUCCGACACCAAUCCAAGCUCAGUCAUGGCCAAUUGCCUUGCAGAAUCAAGAUGUUGUAGCUAUUGCAAAGACAGGAUCUGGGAAAACUCUUGGGUAUCUACUUCCUGGAUUCUUGCAUAUUAAGCAUCUGCAAAACAACCCGAGGUCUGGUCCAACAGUGCUGGUUUUGGCACCAACAAGAGAGCUUGCAACACAGAUUUUGGAAGAAGCCGUUAAAUUUGGCAGAUCGUCAAGAAUUUCUUCCACGUGCCUAUAUGGUGGUGCUCCAAAAGGUCCCCAGCUAAGAGAUUUGGAUAGAGGGGUCGAUGUUGUUGUUGCUACACCUGGAAGGUUGAACGACAUUCUAGAAAUGCGAAGGAUAAGCCUUAAGCAAGUAUCGUACCUUGUUCUUGAUGAGGCUGACCGGAUGUUGGACAUGGGUUUCGAACCACAAAUACGUAAGAUAGUGAAGGAAAUUCCUCCUCGUCGGCAAACCCUUAUGUACACUGCUACUUGGCCCAAGGAAGUUAGACGAAUUGCGGAUGAUCUUCUUGUUCACCCUGUCCAGGUUACUAUUGGAAGUGUUGAUGAACUUGUUGCCAAUAGUGCUAUUACUCAGAAUGUGGAGCUGAUCACACCAUCAGAAAAGCUUCGACGUCUUGAGCAAAUUUUACGAUCCCAGGAUUCAGGUUCGAAGGUACUCAUAUUCUGCACUACUAAGAGGAUGUGCGACCAACUUGCAAGGACACUUACUAGGCAAUUUGGAGCUUCUGCCAUUCAUGGUGACAAGUCCCAAAGCGAAAGGGAGAAGGUCCUUAGCCAUUUUCGAUCUGGGCGAUCUCCUAUUUUGGUUGCAACAGAUGUUGCUGCACGAGGCUUAGACAUCAAAGAUAUUAGGGUUGUGAUCAAUUAUGACUUCCCCACUGGCAUUGAAGAUUAUGUUCACAGGAUUGGCAGGACUGGAAGGGCCGGUGCUACUGGUGUGGCCUAUACGUUUUUCUGUGACCAGGAUUCAAAAUAUGCUGCCGAUCUUAUUAAAAUUCUAGAAGGUGCAAACCAACGUGUUCCUCGUGACUUAGUGGACAUGGCUUCUCGGGGUGGGCGUGGCAGGAAGCGUAACCGGUGGGCAACUACCCGCUCUGACAGGGGUGGUUCGCGCUCUGAACUGGAUUCAAGGUAUGGUGGAAGAGAUGGACUGUCAGGAUCUUCUGCGAGAUUGGAGAGUAGUCGCAGUAGUCGCAGGCAUGACUAUGGCGAUGAUGGACGGUCUCGCAGGUCUGGGAGAGGUCGCAGUAGGAGCCGUAGCAGGAGUGAUAGUGAUAGGUAUAGCCGAAGUCCUAAAAAGUCACGCCGCCAUAGCCGUAGCAGGACCAGAAGUCGCAGCCAAAGCAGGAGCAGAAGCAGGAGUUACACUAGGAACCGCCGUGCUAGCCGCAGCAGGAGCCGUAGCCCAGGUGCGAGCCGAAGGCAUGAAAGGAGUGCUGCUGGUUCUGGUCCUGAACACCCUGACUCUGGGCACGUAGAGCGCAAAAGCACACCAGAAGUUGACCCAUCGAGAAACCAUACUAACCACUCUGACCUGAAAGAUGACCAACGACCGGAGGAUGAGAAGAUAGGAAAGGUUGAUCUUGAUCGGUCGCCUACUCCGCAAGAUGACAAAUCUGGCCCAUAUAGUCCUGCUUACAAUGGAAAAGCCAGUCGCUCAGUGAGCCCCAGUGUUCAGGUGGAGGGAAACAACAAAGCUCCAGAGGUAUCUGAGAAUCCCAAUCCUUCAUCACCACCCCAGCCUAGCAAGACCAGGGAGGAUGAAGAGGAAGGCAUGAUAGAUGAGGAUGGAGAGAUAGCUGAUGAUCCCCGGGCAAGUGCAACCGUGCAGAAUGGUGGCGAUAACUGAACCUUCUGGUCCCAAAAUAUUUCAAGAACGGCUGAACAGCCACUACAGAUGAUCUGCGUGACAAUGCUAGAAUGUUAAAAUUAUCUGAAGCUGUAUUUCUUAGCCGGAACUUAAAAAAUUGUGAACUGUAUGUGUCGUGGAGACUGUUAUGUCUGGGUUCCUUUCGUUGUAACACAUUAUUAUGCAUUAUUGACGCUGUAGCAUGUGAAGUGAAGAUCAUGCAAUGUCGCUUGGUUGUUCA